This is a messenger RNA of Hippopotamus amphibius kiboko, 1027 nucleotides long. It is a transcript of the gene SAXO3, whose product is annotated as stabilizer of axonemal microtubules 3. The transcript is spliced from 5 exons. Lineage: Eukaryota; Metazoa; Chordata; Mammalia; Artiodactyla; Hippopotamidae. The coding region runs from base 5 to 1024 and encodes 339 amino acids. The record is from RefSeq and is a predicted model, not a curated record.
GACCAUGGCGGGUCGGACCCUAGCUCUGCGCUCUGAUCCCCCACGGCACCCCAUCUCUGGGACCGGGGUGCCUGGAUCCUGGCCCAGCUGGCAUCUCACCAGCAGUGGCGUCGCCCAUCACUUUAUCCCGCCCGUGCCCUUUCCCCCGCCCACUGUGCAGUCCACGGUUGCGGAGCCCCUGCCCCCGGCUGCAAAGCAGGAUUUGCAUAUUUGGGCUUUCGACGAGGUCAUCAGCAGAUGGGAGACGACCUCGGGCUCAGCUCACGUGUCCAAGACCCACGGGGGGCCCUACGCGCAGCCCAAGGCCCCAGAACCUGCGGACCCCACGCGGACUGUGGGGAUCAAGGAUUUAGGGGAAAAACUCAGACACCGCGGCUGGCGCCUUCCUCUGAUCACAAAGCACCAGUGCAGUGAGACCAGAGCGCAGUACACCGGCUGGCCCGACCUCAACCGGGGCAUCACCUCCUUCAUCGGGCCCCAGCCCUUGGAGCUUGCGGACCACAAUCGAGGGGGCCCUUCCCAGGCUCUAAUCCCCUGGACGAAGAACCCCGAGCUGGCCGGCCGGUCUUUCACUAUUUCUGGCCAGGGCGUCCUGGACCGCCAUCAGCUCUAUCUGACCACUUCGGCUCGGGACUUCCAGGCCUACUCCAAGAAGGAGUUGUUAGGCUACCCUCGGAAGGAUUCGAUGACCUCCUGGAGCUUCGGGGAGACGCCCCAGGUCUGUGGCCACGGCCCGACACAGCCGCCCGGUCCGUGCUUCUCUCGACCACCCCGGCCGCUGAAAACCCGCGUGCCGCGCGCCCGCCCGGUGAUGCCACCCGUGCCGCACCGCGGGGCGCUGUCUCUGGCUCAGGAAUCCUACAGCCCCCCGCUGCACCCACUCCGCCGGCUAGACCGUUUCUGCCCGCUGGAGCUGCCCUGGGGCGGCCCCCACUGGAAGCCCGUGUCAGGCAUCUACAGCGUGCCACAAGCCUAUCGCACCGAGAACUCCAACUACGGCAGCUUGAAGCUGGCGCUGGUCUGAGCA